UUCAUAAGGUCGCCUGUAACCGUCAGAUGUUCCACUAGGAGGGCUGGCAAUAUGGCGACAAUCGGAAGAACUCAUUUUCUCCUCGGGUUCCUGUGGCUUUGGGCCGCCGCGGUGUGGGCACAGGACACGGGAGGACAGCCGCAGGUAUGGCCCUCCUAUCGUGUUGAUGACCUGGACCCGGAGAAGCAACAGUGUCUAGAGACCGGAUGUUGCGUGCGUGGGCCCCCGGGCAUGCCGGGAACGAAUGGCAUCCCUGGGGGCAACGGUGUCCCAGGAUCCCCCGGGAUCAGCGGGAAGGACGGGCUGAAGGGAGACCGGGGCAAGCCGGGAAGACCGGGCAAGCCGGGAAUCAAAGGUCUGAAGGGGGAGCCGGGGUCAUCCGCCGCGCUGCGAGCACCCAACAUCAAGCAGUGCGCCUGGCGCAAACUUAGUGACGACAGGGAUAACGGCAAAAUCAAGGAAUGUCCUUUCAACAAACGGGCCAGCAAUUCUUCUCUACGUGUCCUGUGGAAUGGUGCACUUAGAGUCACGUGUCCUACCGGCUGCUGCAAGCGGUGGUACUUCACCUUCAACGGGAUGGAGUGUUCGGGCCCGCUGCCGAUCGAGGGACUGGUCUACACAAGGGCGGGCAAUGGCAUGAACGGACUCAACAUCCACCGGGUUUCCACAAUUGAAGGCAUCUGCAGCGGAGUCCCACAAGGUCGGGUAAACGUGGAGUUAUCUGUGCGCAACUGUGACGGCAUCAGCCACAGCGGGAACGCCUACACCGGCUGGAACUCCGUCUCCAGAAUCAUCGUGGAGGAGAUCAUGCUUCCUGAAGAUUCCAACGUUAGCUCGCGGUAAAGGGCACGUGAACACGGCCUCUGCAUCACGUGUACAGAGCCAUUGUACCAUGUGCACACAGUCUCUGCAUCACGUGCACCAGAGCCAUUGUACCACGUGCACACACAUUCUGUAUCACGUGAUAGUCACGUGCAUCACGUGACACAGUGCAAUACCUUCAGCUGCAAUACCUUAUAUAAAAACUAUACAAGAGGUUGUGAAUGCAAUUCAUCUAUUUGAAUCUGCUGCGAGUAUGAAAUUAUCAAUUACAAUAUUCCGAGAGUAUCUGAAGUGUAGCUUAGAAUCAUGAUCUUGAAGAAAAAGUACAUAUGAUUUAAGAGAAACUCAGAAAGAUGAAAACAGUGUGUACAAAAUUUCCUCUAAACCAAUACCUGUGUAUUCAUAUACCAAUGACAUUAUACAGUAUAUAAUGUCCUUCCAUAUACAUACAGAUCAUGACAAAUCAUCAGCAUGGCCAGGUUGAUCAAUGUAAGCAUAUUUCACGAUAUCUUCCCUAAAAAAAACCUAUGACUUUUUAUGUACGUUGAUAUUUUUGACAUAUAGAAAAGGAACCAUGAAAGAUUGUCACUACCCUUCUGUCAGAAUAUGGUGUAUGGACCUUUAGGUUUGAAACAUAGUGUUAUUGCAAAAAAGUUGUUUUAGCAAAGAAGUAUAUAUGUAAGUUUGAUUGGUGCUAUGUAUGUAGAACGUAGGACGUGAUAACAGAUAUAUGUAUGGCUUACACAUGAGGAAGAAAGAGUGGUUCAAGUUAUGAUAAAUUCAUCACACGGAGGAGCGUUGAUUACGGUUUUGAUAAUUGUGGAAUGAUAUAUUACUCGGGUAGCUUUUCUAUGUGUUGUAUGAGUAUGUAGAUGUUGGUAUGUACAUGGAGUUAGAAGGUAUGUAGUAUAGCUCAAUACCCAUUAUGAUAACGUAAAGUAAAAUCUCCUUAUGUUGAACAAAGUCAUCGUACACCAGCGAUAGUAUAAUAUAUAUAAUAUACACCAUCCUUCCUGCUAUGUUCAAUUUUCUCAGUAUAAUUAUCAGCACAGUGACCCACAAACAUCCGAUGUAUGGCUUUGCAAUUGAAAAAAAAAGA
Molecule: messenger RNA, 1921 nt
Organism: Branchiostoma belcheri (Belcher's lancelet)
Lineage: Eukaryota; Metazoa; Chordata; Leptocardii; Amphioxiformes; Branchiostomatidae
Product: collagen triple helix repeat-containing protein 1-like
Exons: 5
Coding region: 52-843 (263 amino acids)
Source: RefSeq, a predicted model, not a curated record